CAUGCGUGUGUAUAUAAGUAACGUAUAUAUUUUACACACACAUUAUAUACACACCUCCCUUAUAAAUUAAGUUCCCAAGUUAAUUUGUUUAUCAUAUGCGUUAGGAAAAGUUUUUGAUAGAAAGCCAUAAGCGGCUUCAGCUUCUUCUUCUUCUUCUUACAACCAAUGGGUGAAGGCAAAAAUCAAAUGCUUCAAGGUCCUUGCUGUCCACACACCGGAGAUGAGAAAGAUAUUGAUGAUGAUGAAUGGGCGAUCAUGGAAUGUCAUGAUGGAGAUGAUAUCUACAACGUUACAUCAUCGACAUCCUCCCUCGAAGAUUCAACAGGUUCAAAUGGAUCAUCAUUUUCUUCGUCAGAGAUGGCAGAUGAUGCAUCUUCAUCAACUUCAAACUCAUCAUCAUCAUCAUCAUCACAAUAUAAAGGAUCUUUGUAUGAUUUAUCAGAGCUCAUGGCCCAACUUCCCAUCAAGAGAGGGUUAUCCAAGUUUUAUCAAGGCAAGUCUCAAUCUUUUACGUCUCUGUCCAGAGUGAGAAGCAUAGAAGAUCUUGCAAAGAAAGAAAGUCCUUACGGAAGGAAAAUGAAAGUAUGCAAAAGCCAUGGAGGUGGCUUGGAUACCUACAAAUCGUCAACUCUUCCUAAGCCCACCAUAUCAAAGAAAGUCUCCUCAAGGGUCUCAUUGUCACCAUAUUCUUUUUCAAGCAAAAGAGCAAAUUUUAAGAGUAGUUGCAGGUCCCCUCUAAUUCCUGUACAAAAGAACUUGAGUUCUUAAUCUGCUAAAUUCAUGCCUUAUUAGUAUAUUUACAUUAUAGUGUAAAGAUUUGGAGAGAAAUAUAUAUAUGAUGUAUGGAGAUUAUUUCUAUUGAGAGAGGGGGGAUAUGUAACAAAUUAUGUGGUCAGCUACUUUCAGUAUACCUCCUACUCAUUUUGCCUGAAGUAGAGGGGUUAAAAAGUACCAUGAAAUUUUGUUGAUGCCUUGGAGAUUAUUUUUUUCCUAUAUCCCACAGUUUGUUUGAGAAGUGAAAAACAUUUUCAUUUUA
Messenger RNA from Cornus florida, 1036 nucleotides. RefSeq names its product protein OXIDATIVE STRESS 3-like. NCBI's taxonomy places the organism in Eukaryota, Viridiplantae, Streptophyta, Magnoliopsida, Cornales, Cornaceae. The record is from RefSeq and is a predicted model, not a curated record. The transcript has 2 exons. Bases 166 to 768 code for a protein of 200 amino acids.